AUGGAGGGAACCGACGAGGAUGGCGAGGGAGAGCUACUGUCCACCUCAUCUGCGCCUUCCCAGACCAUCUUCUCCCGCCCUCAUCGUAACGAAAACUAUGCCAGCACCAAAGUCGGUGUAUCAGAAGAAACCAUACGACGAAUCCUCAAACCCGGCCUGUAUGUGCCGACCGUGACAUUCUUCAAAGAUACCGAAGAACUGGACGACUCAACCAUCACGCAGCAUGCAGUGCGAAUGGCCAAAGCUGGCGUCGUAGGCAUCAUCACCCAGGGCACGUACGGCGAAGCAGUCCAUCUCUCGCGUGCAGAACGUUCGAAAGUGACUCGUCUCACUCGCCAUGCCAUCGGAGCAGCAGGAUACGUUCAGCUCCCGAUAAUCGUGGGUUGUGGUGCUCAAUCAACCAGCGAGACGAUCGAGCUUUGCCACGACGCGAAAUCAUCCGGAGGGGACUAUGCACUCAUUCUUCCCCCGUCUACGUACAAAGGGCAGUACACGCCGGAGUCUAUCGCAGGAUUCUUCACCGACGUCGCCAGCGCCUCUCCCAUCCCGAUCCUCAUCUACAACUACCCCGACGUAACGGGCAUAGACCUCGACGCGGAGGCCAUCAUCCGCCUAUCCAAACACCCCAACAUCACCGGCUGCAAACUCACCUGCAACGACAUGGAGAAACUCGCCCGCAUCGCAGCGGAAGUCCACCCCGCCGUUCCAUCCGACCGUGGCUUGGAGUUCUUAUGCCUCGCUGGCUCCGCAGACGCCACUGUACAAGCGCUGGAACGGGGCGGAUCGGGUGUGAUUGCCGGGCUGGCGAAUGUGGCGCCAAAGACGUGUGUGAAGCUGGUGGAGUUGUUUCAUCUCGGGAAGGUUGAUGAGGCGAAGGAGUCGCAGGGUGUUGUUUCAACGGCGGAUCAUGCUGCUGUUACCAAGGGAGUUGUGGGGAUUAAGGCUGCGUUGCAGGUGUAUUUUCAGUAUGGGGGGUUUGCGAGAAGGCCGUUGCCCAGGCCGGAUAAGGAGGGGAUGGAGAGGUAUUCAGAGGGGUUUGGUGAGGUUAUUCACGUUGAGAAGUCAAUGGGAGGAUAG
Molecule: messenger RNA, 1077 nt
Organism: Aspergillus wentii DTO 134E9
Lineage: Eukaryota; Fungi; Ascomycota; Eurotiomycetes; Eurotiales; Aspergillaceae
Product: dihydrodipicolinate synthase family protein
Exons: 1
Coding region: 1-1077 (358 amino acids)
Molecular function (GO): 4-hydroxy-tetrahydrodipicolinate synthase activity
Source: RefSeq, a predicted model, not a curated record